This is a messenger RNA of Candoia aspera, 2672 nucleotides long. It is a transcript of the gene SLC35B3, whose product is annotated as solute carrier family 35 member B3. Gene Ontology annotation, cellular component: Golgi membrane; endoplasmic reticulum membrane. The coding region runs from base 210 to 1319 and encodes 369 amino acids. NCBI's taxonomy places the organism in Eukaryota, Metazoa, Chordata, Lepidosauria, Squamata, Candoiidae. Gene Ontology annotation, molecular function: 3'-phosphoadenosine 5'-phosphosulfate transmembrane transporter activity. The record is from RefSeq and is a predicted model, not a curated record. Gene Ontology annotation, biological process: transmembrane transport. The transcript has 10 exons.
CCCGCCAUUUUGGGAGCUUGAGGGGGAGUGCAGCUGUGGCGGCUGCUGGAGCAGUCCAGCUCGGGCCGGCUGCCUCCUCCUCCUCCUCCUCCUCCUCCUCCGCUUCCUCCUCCCCCUUUCCUGGUUGUGGCCAAACCGUCUCUCCGGACUCAGCUGGCAACCAAACAGACAAAGGACUUUUAAUUACCGAAUGCAGAAGACUAGGAAUCAUGGAUAUGAAAUUCAGUUCCUCUCGGAAAUACGUUUCUAUCACCAUACCAUCAAAAUCCCAAGCUAUGUCACCACACAUCAAAUCAGUAGAUGAUGUGAUCGUCCUUGGAAUUAAUCUCAGCAAAUUUAACAAACCUACACAGUUUUUUAUUUGUGUUUUAGGAGUAUUUCUGUUUUAUCUUAUUUAUGGAUAUUUGCAGGAACUGAUAUUUUCAGUAGAAGGUUUUAAAUCCUUUGGCUGGUAUCUUACAUUAGUACAAUUUGGGUUUUAUUCCAUUUUUGGACUUAUAGAACUACAGCUUAUUCAGGACAAGAGGAGACGGAUCCCAGGAAAAACCUACAUGAUGAUAGCUUUUCUAACAGUGGGGACUAUGGGUUUGUCAAAUACCUCCUUAGGAUAUCUGAAUUAUCCUACACAAGUAAUCUUCAAGUGCUGCAAACUGAUCCCAGUUAUGAUAGGAGGAGUCUUUAUACAAGGAAAACGCUACAAUAUCGCAGAUGUUUCUGCUGCAGUAUGUAUGAGCUUGGGCUUAAUAUGGUUUACUCUAGCUGAUAGCACAGUUGCACCAAAUUUCAACUUGACAGGAGUGGUCCUUAUAUCCCUUGCCCUCUGUGCAGAUGCAGUUAUAGGAAAUGUGCAGGAAAAAGCAAUGAAGUUGCACAGUGGCUCAAAUUCUGAAAUGGUUUUGUAUUCCUAUUCAAUAGGUUUCCUGUACAUUUUAUUGGGGCUGACAUGCACUGCUGGCUUAACUCCUGCAGUAACAUUUUGUUCAAAGCGCCCAGUUCAAACAUACGGCUAUGCAUUCUUAUUUUCCUUGACUGGCUAUUUUGGAAUCUCUUUUGUCCUGGCUUUGAUUAAAAUCUUUGGGGCUCUUUUAGCUGUAACAGUUACAACAGGAAGAAAAGCAAUGACAAUUGUCCUUUCUUUUUUGUUUUUUGCAAAGCCAUUCACAUUCCAGUAUGUGUGGUCGGGUUUAUUAGUUGUCCUUGGCAUAUUUCUCAAUGUUUACAGCAAGAAUAUGGAUAAAAUCAGAUUGCCUUCACUGCGCCACCUCUGGAAUAAAUCUCUGGAAGAUAGAAAGACAAGGACGUUGUCCCAAACAGUAUAGAACUGGCUCGUGCCAUGUGUUACACUAAACUGUUUCUGUUCUUUCAUUGCAAUAGUCUCCAGCUGAAUCAUUUUCCAAAGGGAAUGACGUUAAAACCAAAGGAAUUGAAGGCAUUUUGUCUACUAGCAGAUGGUUGAUGUCAGCUUCUCUGCAAAACUUUCUUGCUUGAGUACUUGGGUCCCCUUCUCAGAGGGGAUUGGUUGAAUGAUGCCAUUGGACAAGGGACUUGGAAGGAUAGUAAUUCUUGGGAAAGCUGCUAUUGAGAUUGUCUCUAUAAAUGGAACGAUUGGGAGAGUGGGUAAUGUGAUUAAUUAGGGCAUUUUAAUUGUAUAAAACGUGCAGUGGCUGAAAUCAGUGGAUCUUGUUUUAUUGUUGGAAUAUGUUUAUUUAAAUGUAAUGUUGUAUUGAAACUUGAAACAAAUCAGAACUUGAUUGAUAAAAGAGAAAGUUUAAACCUCCAAGGUUGAGAUCAUUAUGCCAUUUCUUUCUUUUUAAAUAAUAAAAUCUCUCCCAGUUUUUUUUUUACUUUUGUUCUCAUUGUUUUAGCACUGCAAUUUUCCUCUGAGAAAAACUAGAUCUCCUAAAACUUAAGGGCUUUUAGAGAAGAGAGCUGUCUUCUGUCUAUGCAUUUCCUAUCACAUAACUGAUUCUUUUAAGAAAUUGUCUUUCAACUAACGUUGUAAGUAGGGCUGUGCAAAUGUUUUGAGCUCAAAACGACCAUCUGAGUGUUCCAAGCUCGAAAUAAAACUCAAGCAUGCUGAGAAUUCUGUUUCAAGAUCAGGCAAAACAAAAUUGGUUCAGCCUCAAAACAAAAACUCGGCUAUUUUGAAUUGUCAUAUGAUAGUAUUUUAAUCAUAAAAUACAACCAUGAACAAACCAUUGCAAACUUAAAACAAAUCGUUCUGACUUCAAAAUAGACGAUUUCAAAUGUUCUGAGCUCAAAGCAAAAUGUAGAUGUUUCUGUUUUGUUCUGAUCGAGCAUUCUGAUGAAAUGUUUUAAGGAGAAUCAUUUGGUUCUGAGCUUGAAAAAAUACAUUUCUCAUUUUGUGCACAUACCCACUUAUAAAUAAGUAUUCAGAAAGGCUUGAUUAGCCAGCCAACUUCAUUCCUCAAAAUAGAGUUUCUUGCAACUUUUGCAUAUUGAAAUGAAAGAAGAGAAAACAGAGAAAAUAGCUAGGGAAUAGCAGAUGAAUUAUUUUGUAUAUUUUUUGAUACCGUAAUUAAGUUAUAAAUUUGAUCAUUCUGUGGAGUUUUCUGUAGUGUGUUUUUUAAAAAGCAAAUGCUAAAAUUCUGUGCCACAAUAAUUUUAUAGCUAAAUAAAUAAUGCACAUGAGUGUAUAUUUGCAUACCUUA